Molecule: messenger RNA, 627 nt
Organism: Thunnus maccoyii (southern bluefin tuna)
Lineage: Eukaryota; Metazoa; Chordata; Actinopteri; Scombriformes; Scombridae
Product: caveolin-2-like
Exons: 3
Coding region: 1-516 (171 amino acids)
Biological process (GO): caveola assembly
Cellular component (GO): caveola
Molecular function (GO): molecular adaptor activity
Source: RefSeq, a predicted model, not a curated record
AUGGAGAAGCAGGAAUCUAAACAAAAGAGAGCUGCAGGGGAACAGAUGGACGUAAUAGUGGAAGUACAAUCUGAAGAUCUGCAUUCCAGCCAAAGUGACUUGAGGCCCCUGACUCAAGACAGGGAUCCCAAAGGAGUCAACAAGUGUCUUAAGGUAACGUUUGAGGAUGUGAUUGCAGAGCCUCCCUCGGUGAGGAGCUUUGAUAAAGUGUGGCUGUGGAGUCACGCCCUGUUUGAGGUGUCCAGACUGUGGUGUUACCGCUUCAUCUCCCUCCUGUUGGCAGUGCCGGUCUCGCUGGCAGCAGGGCUCCUCUUCGCUGUGCUCAGCUGCCUUCACAUCUGGCUGAUCAUGCCCUGUGUGCAACUCCUUCUCAUCAACAUGCACUGGGUCCAGACUGUGUGGGGCAGCAUACUGAACAUUCUCAUCAGCCCCUUCUUUGCCAGUAUUGGAAAGUGCUGUGGUCAAAGCACAAUCCAUCUGGCUAAAGACGAAGACAGACACACAAGACUUGAGUGAAAAACACAAGACAGAGAGGGAAAAAAAGAUUGGUAACAGAUUGCAUACUAAUUCCUUACAGGUAAAUUAUGAUCUGCAUCAUGAUUUUCUGAUGUUAUUUAGAAUUUCUGC